AAGCGACCCCGUCUUCAAAACCGCCAAAGAAUACUCAAUCUUGGAUAUGAAUUCAGAAGUCAAUGUCUGUUAUUGAGAAUCUGUUGCUCAGAAACGAGUAUAUGUCUAUGGAAUUGAUGAUGAAGAAGUUGAAGCAGACCCGGAGGUACUGGUCCUCCUGGGAAAAGAAAGAAGAAGACAUGAAGGACGGUUGGUUCUUUCACAACGGAAGCGUCUUCUUAAAAGAACUCAUCGCUGAUUGUAACGGCAAGUCCAUUCCCAUAAGAAGCUUUUCUGGUGACCAGAUUAUUCGAGCAACCAACAACUUCGACAUAAGCUGUUUUGUAACCAACGCCGGGUUCCACAUGUGGUGGUACAAAGGGAUCAUCGAAGACAGACCUUACAUGAUCAAGAGAUUCUCGGACGAGACAGUUCCAGACUACGGAACCAAAGAGAUUUACAAUGACAUUGUCUUGUCUGCUCGGAUGAGCAACCACAGCAGCUUCCUCAAGUUGUUAGGAUGCUGUCUCGAGUUUCCUUUUCUUGUUCUUGUGUUUGAGUAUGCAGAGAAUGGAGUCAUGAACCAUCGAGGAGCUACUAAGGUCAACGGUGAGGAAGUCUUCUUGCCUUGGAGUAUACGUUUAAAGAUCGGAAAAGAGAUUGCAAAUGCCUUAACUUAUCUUCACAUGGCAUUCCCCAAGAUCAUCAUACACAGAGAUGUCAAGCCAGUGAGAAUCUUCUUGGAUAAGAGAUGGAACGCAAAGCUGUCAAACUUAUCGUUUUCCAUAUCUAUUCCUGAGGGAAAAACAAGAAUUGAAACUGAGAGAGUGAUGGGGACAGUCGGGUACCUGGAUCCAUUAUAUAUAGCAACCAACUUUGUGACGGAAUAUACUGAUGUGUUUAGCUUUGGGGUCUUUUUGAUGGUUCUCCUCACCGCGAGACCAGCUCUUCUCAUCACCGGAUCUGAUGGGGAAUACAAAGGUGUUGUUGGCUAUGUGAAAGGCUUAUACGAGAAUGGGAAGCUAGACGAAGUGAUUGAUCCAUCGAUGUUUACAAACAAUACAAAUGGUCAACGGUUGCAGGUGGAAGCGUGUGUCGUACUUGCAAUGAGAUGCUGCGAGAAGAGAGACGAAGACAGACCAAAGAUGAUCCAAGUAGCUAAGGAACUCAAGCGUAUUGAGACAUUACUGAGAGAUUUCUAGCUAAAGACAUCCUCUAUGUUUUUAAUGGUGCACUGAGAUUUAAGUCAAUUCCUCAAUCAACAGAACUCAUACUCUAAAUGAGGCUCAGAUUGCACAUAUUACGGCUUUGAUAUGUGUGUACAUGAUUGCAUUAUAAUACUUGAGCAAUAUAGCUUCUCUCAAUGGUAUCAUAACUCUGGAUUCUUAAUGCAUUUUCCGGUUGAAUGAAAGUGGAAUUUUUUUUCUUC
This is a messenger RNA of Brassica rapa (field mustard), 1408 nucleotides long. RefSeq names its product non-functional pseudokinase ZED1-like. Gene Ontology annotation, biological process: protein phosphorylation; cell surface receptor signaling pathway. Gene Ontology annotation, molecular function: ATP binding; protein serine/threonine kinase activity. Lineage: Eukaryota; Viridiplantae; Streptophyta; Magnoliopsida; Brassicales; Brassicaceae. Gene Ontology annotation, cellular component: plasma membrane. The record is from RefSeq and is a predicted model, not a curated record.